Messenger RNA from Physcomitrium patens, 1671 nucleotides. Its product is annotated as 26S proteasome regulatory subunit 6A homolog. The record is from RefSeq and is a predicted model, not a curated record. Gene Ontology annotation, molecular function: ATP hydrolysis activity; ATP binding. Lineage: Eukaryota; Viridiplantae; Streptophyta; Bryopsida; Funariales; Funariaceae.
CCCCGUCGAAGCCCUAUUUGCAAGCCCUAAGGAAGCUCAAUCUCUCAAGGUGCGACGAGAUUGUGAGGGAUUGAAGCUGCAAUUUGGUUGUGUAGAGGGAGAUAUUGAUUAGAAGGGAGAAGGAUUAGUGAAGAAAGGAGCACGAAUAUCAUGGCGCUCAGCAUGAACGAGGCGGAUAUCUUUGGAGACGAAGGCAUGGACGAGCUGGCAGGGAUGAGCCCGGAAGAUAUUCAACGCAGAAGUCGUCUGCUCGAAAACGAGAUCCGUGUCUUGAAGGACGAAACGCACAGACUUUCACUGGAACACGAUGCUACGAAAGAAAAAAUCAAGGAGAAUCAAGAGAAGAUCAAGCUGAAUAAGCAGCUGCCUUACCUUGUCGGAAACGUAGUGGAGAUCUUGGAUGUCAAUCCAGAAGAUGAAGCCGAAGAGGAUGGAGCUAAUGUUGACUUGGAUUCUCAGAGGAAGGGCAAGUGUGUUGUCUUGAAGACAUCCACACGCCAAACGAUCUUCUUGCCUGUAGUUGGUCUAGUGGAUCCUGACAGCUUGAAACCCGGUGACUUGGUUGGAGUAAACAAGGACAGUUAUCUAAUUCUGGAUACACUGCCUUCGGAGUAUGAUUCGCGUGUAAAAGCUAUGGAGGUUGAUGAGAAACCUACAGAGGUGUACUCGGAUAUUGGUGGUCUGGAUAAACAGAUUCAAGAGUUGAUGGAAGCAAUUGUUCUUCCUAUGACUCACAAAGAACGGUUUGAAAGCUUAGGUGUCCGACCUCCCAAAGGAGUGUUGUUAUAUGGCCCACCCGGUACUGGCAAGACCCUCAUGGCUCGUGCGUGUGCAGCUCAAACAAAUGCUACUUUCUUGAAGCUUGCUGGACCUCAGCUUGUUCAGAUGUUCAUUGGAGAUGGUGCAAAACUUGUGAGGGACGCGUUUCAGUUGGCGAAAGAAAAGGCUCCUUGUAUCAUUUUCAUUGAUGAGGUGGAUGCUAUUGGUACCAAGCGUUUCGACAGUGAAGUAAGUGGUGAUCGUGAAGUACAGAGAACUAUGUUGGAGUUGCUUAAUCAGUUGGACGGUUUUAGCAGUGACGAGCGCAUAAAGGUAAUAGCAGCUACAAACAGAGCAGAUAUUUUGGACCCUGCUUUGAUGCGUUCUGGACGUUUGGAUAGGAAGAUUGAGUUUCCUCAUCCAACGGAGGAGGCACGAGCUCGUAUUUUGCAGAUUCAUUCAAGGAAAAUGAAUGUACGGGGUGAUGUCAACUUUGAGGAGUUGGCCCGUUCCACGGACGACUUUAACGGAGCCCAAUUAAAGGCUGUAUGCAUUGAGGCUGGAAUGUUGGCACUUCGUCGUGAUGCCACUGAAGUAACUCAUGAGGAUUUCAACGAGGGUAUCACUCAAGUACAAGCUAAAAAGAAAGCCAGUCUCAAUUACUACGCAUAAACAUUAGUCCUCAAUGUCUUGAUAUUUGGCUAUCUAUAUCUGAACUUCUUGAGAUUUGUCAGUUUGGAACAGUGGAUGCAGCAGAGGUUUUUACCUGCCCUUGUAAAUGAGCCUGUAAUCAGUUCCAGCGAAAUGCUGCAGAACUUAUCUCAUCUGCACAGGACUUUCCAACUCUAUUGUUUUAUUGGAAAAUACACCUGUAUCUAAGCCGUGUGAUGCUCAUUUUGAAUUGUUAUUUCA